This is a messenger RNA of Juglans regia (Persian walnut), 758 nucleotides long. RefSeq lists its product as uncharacterized. NCBI's taxonomy places the organism in Eukaryota, Viridiplantae, Streptophyta, Magnoliopsida, Fagales, Juglandaceae. Bases 227 to 625 code for a protein of 132 amino acids. Gene Ontology annotation, cellular component: endoplasmic reticulum; endoplasmic reticulum membrane. Gene Ontology annotation, biological process: intracellular protein transport; endoplasmic reticulum to Golgi vesicle-mediated transport. The record is from RefSeq and is a predicted model, not a curated record. The transcript has a single exon.
AUGUCCCUUCUUUGAAACUUGCUUGCAGCUUUGCUUCACCGCUAAGGAAAAAAAGUCAAGAGGACCAAUCUACAUGAAAUCAUCCAACUACCCGACCUUCCCUUAUUAAAGCCAACCCUCUACCUCAACACACUAAUCCCGUCCAUAAAGCAUAGUUUCCUGGGAAAAUCCCUUACAACAACAGUUUUUUUCCCCGUCUUUUUCUCAUCCCCCAAACACCCAAAAAAUGGCUCUAGAAUGGGUUGUGCUAGGCUACGCGGCAGCCGCAGAGGCCGUAAUGCUUCUCUUGUUGACCCUCCCAGCACUCGACCCUCUCCGCAAGGGUCUUCUGUCCGUCACCAAAGCCCUUCUCAGACCUUUCCUCUCGAUCGUCCCGUUCUGCGUCUUCUUGCUCUUGGACAUCUACUGGAAGUACGAGACGAGACCUACGUGCGGCUCUCCCGGCGCCUGCACUCCUUCGGAGUCUCUUCGGCACCAAAAGUCCAUCACGAAGAGCCAGAGGAAUGGGAUCUUGAUUGCUUCGGCGUUGUUGCUCUACUGGGUUUUGUACUCGGUGACGAAUCUCGUUGGUCGGGUCGAGGAGUUGAAGUAUAGAGUCCAGAAGUUGAAAGAUUCCAACGAGUAAGGGGAAAGGGAAUCCCAUUAGGUGCUGUAUACUGUUUGGUUGUUGGGAAAAGAUAGAAUUUUUACGAGAGCUAUGUAACGGAUAUUAUUUUUAUUUUUUUUUAGAUAUUUACAGUCGAAGCAUUCAUAAAUAA